CGGAUUGUUUUUAUUGGCUCGUUGUCAAUUAUAGGAAGCUAGUUUUCCGUAGCUAUAAACACCGAAAAGUUUAGAGUUGUGAUUCUGUUUGUUUACAUGGUUGAUGAUUCCAAGUGUAUAUUUGAGAAUUGAGUUGUUGAUACCAUAAUAAGCAGAUAAAUAUCUGUGGGACGACUGUAUUCAAAUUGGAAUUAGCAUUUCAGCUGUAGCUGAUACAAUAAGCUCCUGUUAGCAGUAAUCAACAAGUUAACAUCAACCACUCAUGUUGAGCCAGUAUCUCUUAUGCUCUAAAAGUUUGAAGCAGCCAUAGACAUCUUAAACUUAUGGCAGUCAAAAAUUACUAUGUUUUGAAUGUGAAAAGAACCCAAUCAUAGGAACACUUUUAGAAAUUUGUCAACCCCAGAGCUUCAUGUUAGCCUUCAAAAAUACAAGAUUAAAAUAAAGUGUGAAAAUUGUUAGCUUUUUUUUUUCAAAAGCCAAGGCUGUUCGACUAGCAUCAUGCAAAGAAUUCUUCGAUCCCCUGUGAAUCUGAAGAAAAAGGUGCCGCAAAGCAAGGUGUUCGGAUUGCCUCUGGCCCAUCAGAUGCGCAAUCUCAAUGGGGACGUAUGCAUUCCUUUUAUUGUCAAGAAGAUUGUGGAAUUCAUCGUUAAACAUGGGAUUGGUCAUGAAGGAAUUUUUCGAAUGAGUGGUAGCUCGCGCGUAGUUGAUAAAUUACGGAGUGCAUUUGAUAAGUAUGGUGAUGCUGAUUUAGAAGAAGCUGAGGAUGUGAUGGCUGUUGCAUCUCUUCUCAAACUUUACCUUCGAGAGCUACCUGAGCCUAUUGUACCAGCUGAAAUUCACCGCAGAUUUCUUGCUAUUUAUGAAGGGAAUGAUGGAAGUAACUUAGUGAACCAAUUAGAUAACAUGAAGGAGAUUUUAGAUGACCUGCCGAAAGAAAAUUAUGUUUUGUUAAAAUACCUCAACAAGUUUCUUGUACAAGUUAGCCAGCAUGAGAGCACAAACAAAAUGACGCCUUUUGCUCUAGCGAUUGUUUUUGGCCCUAAUUUUUUCAGGUGUGAUGUCGGUUUCCAAAGUUUUAAAGAGCAAGGCAUGAUCAACAACAUCGUUAAAAGUUUCAUUCAAGAUUAUAGUCAACUUUUUGAAGGUGUUCAAGAUACUCUGGCAUCGCCUACCUACAGCUCUACUAUUAUACAAGUACAAGAAAAUCAAUCACUUAGCCCACCACAAAUAAAACCAAGAAAAAAGAAAAAAAAAACCCAAACCAAACCUGUUGUGGAAUUGAAAGACCUUAAUAGUAACUCAAUAAUCGAGUGUGAUUUAGAAGCUAAUUAUAUGGACAAAAAUGAUGUCAAUGGGUCUUCAGCAUUACUCAGCCCACAUGAUAUUGCAUUUGAUCGUGCUCAUUCACCAUUUCACCUGGACAGCGAUACUGGUACAAGCAACACCGCAACACCUGUAACAAAUGUAUCCUGCUCUGAACUUGUGGAGAAGGCAAUUGGUGAUAGUAUUAGUUAUCAUUUGUUUGGCGAGAAUGAAGAACGUGAUUCAUCUACAGAAAGUCCUCCGCAAAGACCCCAACGACGUAAAGAUUUUAACAGAAAACAACUUGAAAUUGAUACAACUAAAAGGAUAACUGAUGAAAGUAGGACAGAUUCUGAAAGCUCUUCUUCAAAGGACAAAUCAUUGCUAGAUUCACCUGCUUUUAAGCAAUUUGAAAAGGCUGGAAUCAUUAUACAACCGAGGACAAGUAGUAGUGUAAUGCCAUCAUUGUUGGUGCCAGAGGAUUUGCUUUCAGCUGAACUAAGUCCACGAUCAAAACGAAGACAAAAGAAUGUGCUAGCAAUGUCUUCCAAUACUCCAGUAAAGACAUCUCAAAACACAAGAAAACCUUUACCUACCGGUGCAGAAGAUGAGGAGCUAGAAAACAUCUCAAGAAAAACUGAUGUGCUAUCAUCUCUUACAGCCAAAAGAGUAACCCCACCAAAAAACAGACGAAAACCCACCAGAAAACAAAGAUUUGAUACAGAUAUCAAAGUACCUGAAGAUAUGAAACAUGAGAUCAUGGAUUCAGAGCCUUUGAGAAGCAAAGACCAAGAAAGUGUUCUAAGCCCAUACCAAGCUGACAUGACACAGGAAUCAAAGGAAACCCACCACAGAAUAUCACCCCACCGGAUGCUAAGAGAGAAAGAGAACCAUAAUGGGGUGUCCAUCAGUCAGAUGCUAGGGGGGCAGGAGAACCGUAGUGGGGUGUCUGUCAGUCAGAUGCUCAAGAUUGAUAUCCCACCACUUAAUCUGGACAGCUUGCAUGAACAUGUUGAUGGAAAUGAGCCAAUUCAAGCUUGGAAAUCGAAGGUAACUCUGAAGACAGAUGGAGAGGCAUUGCUUUCACCUCGAUCCAGCAAACUCCAGAGAACCUCAAGUGUACCUGAAGAUACUGAUGUCCCACCAUCUCCACCAAACUCACAGCCAUACCUUAAAGGAUCUUCACGAACGGAUGAUGGUGAAAAUGUGAAAGUGAAACAACUUUCCAGAAAGAUCCGAAGCUUGAAGAAGAAGAUCCGACGCUUUGAAGAACGAUUCUAUGAAGAAAAUGGCUUCAAACCAUCCCAUAGUGAUAAGGCCAGCAAUGCAGAUAUCAAGAAGAUUAUGACAGAGUUGAAACAGGCCAAUAAAGAUCUAAAAAAGAUUAAAGCAAAUGUGAGGAGUGAAGAUUACACUGAACAGCCAGAUAGACCUUCUAGCGAGCCCAGAAGUUUAUUCAGUGCUGAGAAAGAAGAUACAUCAGGGAAAGUAGAAGCCUUAAGGAAGGCUCAGGAAAUGCUGGAAAAGAAACGACAAGAAAGUAAUAGAACUCAUGAUCUUCAGUUGAUGACUUAUGAUGAAGUGCAAGAGGAGAAAGUUGCAGUUCAGAAGGCAUUACUGCAACUUGAAAGUGACUAUGGCAGGCCUAGAAACAAGGCAGAUAAGGAAUUGAUGAGACCAUUAUACGACAGAUAUCGCAGUAUUAAGAAAAUGAUAUUGAGAUAUGAUUUGCGUGGACGGAAUCUAGAAGAGCCUCGAGCAGCUUCAAGUGAUUUACAGACUAUUGAAGAAGGCGAAGAAACAAAAGAAUUUGUUGCUAAGGCUUCACCGACAAGUCAUGAUGAGUAUCUGGAUAAAUUAUUUAUGGUAACUCAAAAAAUACCUGAGGUAGAUAGUCCCAGGGAUUUUGAUGAUCCAUCUCCGAGUCCCAGUGGCCAGGCAACCAUCAACAUGGAACAUGAGCUAACACUGCAUCAGGCUUCCUUAGAGGAAUUGCUGAUGAAACAACAUGAAGCAAAACAAAACAAGAAACAGUUGCGCAAAAAACUAAAAGACUUUGAAGACGAUUUCCUGAAAGAGAAAGGACGAAAACUUCAAAAAGAAGACUGGGUACCACUAGGGGAAGAAUACGAACAGUACAAGCAUGUGAAAAAGCAGUUGAAGCUUCUUGAUGCAUUGAUUUCAAAACAUGAUGAUAGUCCACAGUUGUAGUUCUAAACCUGAUUUGAACUGUUGCAAGAUUUACUUACAAAAACAUUUAAAAUACAUUUACGUUUUGCACUGCCACAGAUGUCAGAACUGGAAUAAUAUUAAGAUGCGUUAGAUUUGGAGUAAUAUUAAUAUGCGUUAGAUCAAAUUCAAAUAAUAAAAUAUUAUCGUCAUACUUGAAUGUUGAACAUUCCAUUAUAAUCCUCAUCCUCAUCAUAAAUCAUCAUCAACUUCAAACUAUAGUAUCAUUAUCUUUUUAUCCAUCAUCAUCAUCAUCAUCAUCAUCAUCAUCAUCAUCACCAACAACAUUAACAUUGGUAUCAUUUUCUUUAUUGUCAUUAUCUUAUCACCAACCUGAUCAUUUUAAUCUUUAUCAUCACCAUCACAUUGACAUCACUAUCAUUAUUUUUGUCAUCAUCAUCAUCACCACCUUCAUUAGUAUCAUUAUCAUCAUUGCCAUACCAUCAUCCUGAUCAUAAAUUCUUUAUCGUUGUCAUCAUUAUCAUCAUCAUCAUUAUUAUCAUUAUCUUUAUCAUGGUUAUAAUAAUCACUAACCUCAACCUGAUCAGUCAGCCUUGGCCAUCUAUAUUGUCAUCCUUAUCAUCAUCUUUCAUUAUCAUACUCCUACUUGCCAUUAUCAUCUGAUAUCUCCAUCAUUAUCAUGCAUCCUCACCUUUUGCAGUGAUGCUUAAGUUUCAAACCUGUCGUUUUUAUAAUUUAAGUCAAUUUGUAUUUUUCUAGAUGCACAUGUAGAUGUCUAGAUACAUCGAUAUUAAAAUAUAUGCACCAAAGAAUUAAAUGUGACCAAGUUAACUGUGAGAUAUAUGUAAAUUGUAUUAACUGUAAACUGUACUUGUUAUGUACUUUUUAUGUUACCACAUUAUUUAUGUAAACAUUUAAAAAUGCAAUCUUGUAGGAAAAUAAUUUUUGAUGAGAUUGUCCUGUUUGUAUGCUUAUUUUCUCAAAACAAGCAAAAAUCAUGUACAAACACGACUAUUGGCGCUAGCGAUCCGUAGUGGUCGUCACAGUGCUCGACUUUGCCUCAGCAGAAACUAAAAAAAACUAAAUGGAUAUCAAAGUGACACGUUUUAUCAAUGUAUUGACGGUAAAGGUGUAUGUUAUAUCGACUCUUGACUGUAUUUUCUUUAAGGUGUGUGACCUCGCGCAUAAUCUUCAAAAAAUUCCCAAUCUCAACAAAUCCAGAGGAAAUCUCAAGCAAGCCAGUGCGAGACCCUUGACAGGUCCGACUAUUGUUUGUUUAUAUCAGUACUUUGCAGUUAAGAAACUUAGAUAUGAUGUAGAAAAUUUUGAAUGUUGCGUAACAGUAAAUGUGUGGUGAGGUGAUUAAGUUUGUUGAUAAAAAUUGUUUAUUACACCAUUAUCAGAAAUCAAUAACUAAUGUUAAAGUGUGUUAGUAAAAAAAAAAAGAAAAGGAGCUCCGGGCGAGUUGUUCUACUGAAAAUCUUGUAGCAUUUCCAUAAAUGUUGUAAUUGCUGUGUGUGUUUUCAAAACCAAAAUUCUAAUGUGCAACAGAACACAUAAACAUGAACACUUUCCAAAAUAAUAAGGUUUUCUGUUAAAUGCCUUAUUGGUGUUUUGGACUAUAUUAUUGGCUUGCCUUCGGAGAGAAGGCCAGAGGAGAAAAAUAUUGUAAAACAAAUUUGCUGUUUUUCUUUUUAUAUGAACAUUUUUGUGGAAUAUUGUACGUUUUGAAAGCUUUCAAUAUGGUUCCUCAGGCUGAAUUUCUGUCCAGACAAUCAAAUUUAAUUCGACAUGCCUAAAUAUGGUAAUGAAAGCAUGAUAUCAUGACCAUAUAUAGGCACUUCAUGUCUAUAUAUGGGCAUACAAUGCAGUUUUUUUUUGUCAAAGAAAAUGUGAUACUGUGGAUAGAGCCAAGUUCUAAGAACAUGUGUAGCAGUGGUUAGUAAUUUUGUUUCUGUUUAAAAAAAGAAGGAAAUUUUUACUAAAGGAAAUUCUAGUAAAUAAUAGAAAAAGUAAAUUGCACUGUAUUUACAAUACUAAAUUAGUUGUACACACAAAGUAAAUUGAAGUUGUAAACCAAACUAAAAAUACUAGCACAGAGGUAAAUUGUAAAUUUAGUUAUUUAACAAAAUCACAUUUCAUAGUUUUAUAAAAUAAAUUGUUAUACAAUGCAUAGUUUAAAAAAAAACCAAGUCAAUGUUAUGCAAGAGUAGUAUUGUUUUACAUGUAGCUGUUUUAAUUUUCAAAAGAAAGACAAAAUUUCAGUGGUUUGAGAAUGAUUUGUUAUAGUACUGUAAAUUUGCUAUUCCUGAUCAUCAUUUUAUUUUUAAAACAAUUGAUUAUUGUGUCCUUAAGCCUUGUCAGAACUGAAAAAAAACCCUGUUCACAUGUCUAUAUAUAGUCAUGAUGUGAUGCCAUCAUGACCAUAUUUAGGCAUGUCACAUGUUUUUAUCAAAUAACAUUUGAUAGGCUGGGCAGGCCUUAGACUUAUAUAAUAUAACAUUGUGUAAAUAGUGACAUUCUGUGUGAGAUUUUGUAUUUGCUGUUCCUAUGUGGUUAAUUUAACUUGUUAAAUAUUGAGCAAAUCCUAUAUUCUGCAGAUAAAUGAUUUAAGUUUAUAUAAGAUGUAUAAUAGAAAAUUAUUUUUGUAUUCUUUGAUGAUUGAUAAUAUUGUAUGUUAUCUAAAAAUAUCAAUAAGCUUUACUAUAAUAAUUGUGUGCUAUGCUUCUUGUAAUUUAUGUUCAAUGUCCACAGUGUCAUGUCUCCAGAGGUAAUGAUGUCAUACCCCAGAAAUAAUGAUGUCAUAACCUCUGAAGGAAUGAUGUCCUAUCAGCAAUGUAAAUCUUGCUUUUAUGAUUAUAGAUUUGUGAUAGAAGGCAGUAUUCGUUAUCCUAUAAAUAUAUGUGGUAAUAGUCAUAUAUCAAAUUGAUUCAAAAGGUACACUACUUACAAAAUUUCGAAUUUAAAAAUAGAAUAUUCUUAAAGCGUUUAAAAGGCAAACAUGUUUGACUCAAUUACAUGGUGUACAUAAGUCUUUAUUAUACAAAACUCUGGUAUUACCAAAGUGUUGCUUAUAUAUUUAUUAUGUUAUAAUUUAUAACACUAAAUAACCAUGUCUAGUUGUAGCUUCAUGCUCUGUAUACAACUGUAUUUGCUGUAGUAAAAUGCUAGCCACAAAUAAGCAUGACCAUUAGCCAUUCACUGUUUCUCUGCAUGUCACUUUUUCAUGUACAGUAUCAUACUUCUCUCUUUCCUUUCAUUUCUACUUGAAUUCAUCACUCGUUUAUUUUUUAUCUAAUUUAUGUCUGAGGCUUCUGUGAGGCGUGCUUUCUCUUAGGCAAAAGUAGAUAUAUCAACUUGAAUUAUUAUAUUUUAUACAAGAAUACCUUGAUUAAUAAUAGAUAUUUUUUCAAAAUCCAACGAGCAAAAUUAAAAUAGCCUUUUUGUCCGUAGAAAACACUGGAGAUUUAUGUUUUGUAUGAAAUGUGAAUGUAAUUAAUGUAAAAAUGUAAAUUUAUAAAUAAAACAAUUUAAUUGCUUUGAGCAUUUA
Anneissia japonica is the source of this 7042-nucleotide messenger RNA. Its product is annotated as protein FAM13A-like. The record is from RefSeq and is a predicted model, not a curated record. The coding region runs from base 499 to 3513 and encodes 1004 amino acids. Gene Ontology annotation, biological process: signal transduction. The transcript is spliced from 25 exons. NCBI's taxonomy places the organism in Eukaryota, Metazoa, Echinodermata, Crinoidea, Comatulida, Comatulidae.